UUACUUAGUGAAUCCGCGGAGGAUCGGUUCUGGGUACACUGAGACAUGUGAGGAUCUCUAGUACAAAGAUUUGUCGAAGUUUGCCGUCCCGUGGUCGCAUGAAUAUUUCCGUCAAUCGCUCGCUGGUAGGGUCAGGACAGCUCAGCGAACGGCAUCAGCGAUAUCACGGCAGGUCAAUGCCACCGUAACUUUAUGGUUUGCGGCGUAGAAUGCUCGAUGUACCCUACGCCACAUUGCAAGCGACGCAGACAUCCGCCUCAAUGCAGCGCAAUGCUUUUUGUCGUGAGGCCGUUGCACUCACGCAUUGCAGGGGCACAGUCACUCGAUACUUUGAUACCUGCCCACCUCCUAGUAGAUCUACGUCUCGUAUGCAAUUCCAUCAGCCUACCCACGAGGCAAAAAAGCAAUUAUCGCACGAACUCUCCGGGUCCAGAACCUGCGUUCGCAGCUCUCAGCUUGUACGACGCACGCCACAUCCACGAUCCAACUUCGUACUCAUAGAGCAUCAUACACCGCCCUUUCCCUCAACCUCACAUGCAAACCCUCCAUCGCACAAGCAUCAGACUGAGUCCUACCCCGCUCUCGCGCAACGCACCUCGGCCACCGUGUCCACACGGUGCACAUGUACGCGUGCACACACCCUAGACAUGCCUACGCAGCCGUCCACGCAGCCUGCGCAUGAACGAUUGCGCGGUCUGCCCCUCGCGUUUCCUGUCAUCCUCGUGCGACCCCAUAUCUCCAGCUCGCCAUUGCGCGCUCAGAGUGCGACACCACCCACCUACCGCUUCGGGACGCGGUCGGGUUCGCCGCGUUGGCAUGGGCGAUGCCGACACCGUGGACCGAGGGGCGCCUGUUUGGGAAGGCGGGUACUGCUCGGCGACGUCGAAGGGCAUGGGUUGGGAGAUGUAUAUCUGCGGCUGGUGCUUGUGGCGCAGGCUGGGGAGUGGGAUGUGGUUUUGGGGGCGGGAGGCGCAAGGUGACCAGCUCGUGAGAUCAAAGUCAGCC
Molecule: messenger RNA, 1005 nt
Organism: Paraphaeosphaeria sporulosa
Lineage: Eukaryota; Fungi; Ascomycota; Dothideomycetes; Pleosporales; Didymosphaeriaceae
Exons: 1
Coding region: 210-980 (256 amino acids)
Source: RefSeq, a predicted model, not a curated record